UGGGACCAGAAACUGCAUAUUUACAUUUUUGUCUGUAUCUAUUCUAUUGGGAAGCAUUUGAUUCUUUGUCUCUUUUCAGUUCCCUCGUCUCGCAUACAUCCUUUCUAGAGACCUGUUUCAUUGAGCCCCACGUUAUGAGUAAAAAGAUCAAAUCCCAAGCUUCAAGCAGCCGUGCAGCGGCAGCUGGCUUCACUGGAUUUGGAGGAUUUUCAACUGCAUUUUCUGGCCAGGGACGAAGCCCUUCUGCCCUUACAUAUGUGGCUGAGCCACCGGAUCUGUCCCGGAUAUUAGAGCCGCAGUUGGUGGUCGCUUUUAAAAAUUCUCUGAAGAAAGACGAAAUUACGAGAACAAAAGCACUGGAUGAUUUGAGGGAUCACGUUUCCGCCGUUGAAAGUCACAAGGGGACCCUUAAUGAUGGGUUCUUAGAGGCGUGGAUCAAAAUAUACCCAAGGGCUUCAAUUGACCUAUCUCGUAAAGUAAGGCAGUUGGCCCACUCUAUCCAGGGGUUUGUUGCCUUCCUUGCAGGCAAGAGGAUUGCCCGCCAUUUAUCCAAAGUAAUAGGAGCUUGGCUUGCAGGGCUAUAUGACAACGAUAAGCCAGUAUCUCGAUCUGCUUUAGAGUCACUUACACGAGUUUUCCCAACAGAGGAAAAAAGGAAGAACGUCUGGAGGAUUUAUCAAAGCUCUAUCCUGGAUUUUGUAGACGACGUCAUCCUUCAGCAGACCCCUCUAACUUUAAGUGAUGAAAGGACGGUCAAGCCCGACGAUGCUCAGGCGAAGUAUGCCCGUGUUGCAGGGACGGCACUGUCGCUCUUCAAUCGAAUUUUAGUCAGCUCGUCAUCUGAAGAUAUCCAAAAGGACAUUUCCGUGAUUCAGACUCUUCUCAGCAGCAAAUCAUUGUGGUCUUUAUGUUACCACGAGGAUCCUUUUGUUCGUCGGUCCGUCUACGGUCUCCUUCGAUCGGCAGCCUCAGCUCUGCCAGAGGAGCUUGAUUGGAUAAUAAUAAGCGCAGCGGUGAUUGGAAAGUCAUUAUCUACAUCGCAAAUAGGAGCUUCUUCAGAUCUUUCCGAGACCUUACUACAGUUGACCUCGUCAAGACCUCAGCUGUGGACAGAAGACUACAUUGGAAAAUCAUCUUCCUCGAAGAGGUUGCUUCAGUAUAUUCAAAAAGGAUCUCAGGGUGGUUUAAGUUCGUUCUGGUCAAGUCUCAACCGACUGCUGCAGGUUGUUCCAUUGAAGGUACUUGCACAAAUUGGACAGGCCGCCACCGCCGAAAAUGUCAGUCUGUCGAGUGUAACUCGCUUGAUGGAAGCUUUUCAAGAUGGACUGAAUUCAAGGGAUGAGCCGCGCCAUAACAGAGAAGCUGGAUGGGAAUCCUAUGUUGACACUGGAGUGUGGCUAUUGACCCUACUUUCUGAAGAUGAGAAGGAAAAAUUUGUACAGGAAAGAAUUACACCAUUACUGGGGCAAUAUGUGAGAGCUGUCUCAGAUCAGUCUGAAUGGACAGUGCCACCUCAGUUUGCGGAACCUGUCUGUGUGCAUUGCUUUGUUAAGUUAGCUACGCAUGGUCAUGAAAACAAGCUGCAAUCGUUUUGGACAGAGCUAUCGGAGAAGUUGCUUGAAACAGUUAAACUAUCUUCACCUGAACAAUCUAAAGAUUUCAGGACGUCGCAAGAGUCGAUCUGUGCACAAGCCAGACGUUUUUUCGCCUUGGAGACUGCAGUACUUGACCGACUCUCAGGCCAUGAGUGUGAAGCUCAAGUAGUGGAAAUUUUUGAGAAAACAGGUCUGCUACUCCUCGAGAAUUGCCUCCAGGUUCUGCAUGCUCGGAAUGGAAAGCCAUACGGGGCGGCUGCAGUGGUUGAAGAGGUGGUUCGUACCGUUCCGGAGGUUGCUCGGCAUUCGCAGGAGCUUCUCAACUUUCUGCGAGAGGACGCACCUGACCUUAUUCUCUCGGCGUCUGGAGACCGUCUUGUUGCAAUCGCGUUGUCACUUCGUGAUUGUGACGGUUUUGGACCGAGCUUCAAGGAGAUGGUUGAACGGGUAUUGCAGCUAGAGCCGGAGCAGUCGAAUAUACAUGUUCUGCAAAUGUUCAUCUCUUUGAUUGACUUCGCGGAAGUUCCAGACAAGACUGGAAUUAACUCCUUGGUAAUGCGGGCAUUGGAAAAGCCUUGCUGGCCCAUCGUUACCGCCGUCCUCCAGAAUCGGACUGUGUCUGGUGACUUUGUGGAAUUUAUUUUCUUGUCAAUUGUUGAAUCAUUAUCUAACAAUGAUAUUGUCAGCACCUUGCACGGGCUUUCUCAAAUCUCAUCUUCCGUCCCGUCUGCAGUGCGGGAAUUUCAGGCUGGGCCACAUGGCCCAAAGCUUACCGGGAAACUGCUUUAUCUAACAGAGUCAACCUCUGAAGAGAUAGCAGGCUUUGCAGAGAAGUUGCUGAAGAACUUGAAAGAGGCAGCCGUUGGUGAUACCGGUGCAAAGUCAAGUUUGGAAAUCCUACGGCAUAAUUUUGAUCACGUCUCUGAUGAGUCACUUUCAGUUGAAUCUUUACUCAAUGUCGCAGAGGAUCUUUUGCAGAGCUCCAAGCCUGAGGAAAGGGGAGCGAUAGCGAAUGCUAUUUUGCCCUCUCGUUCGUCCUGGGAGAGUGCUUUGAAUUUUUUCCUAAGACUCCCACCUGCAGCGUCGACCGCCAUAACGAGCCCUCUGGCAGGCAUUGUGCAUCUAGUGGACCGAGAUGUCGCAGACAGCUUGCAGAAGGAAUGGGAAAAUGUCCCGCGAGACAUAAGUCAUUUGUCAUCUGCAUUUCGACUAGCUUUCUUCACAACAAAAAUUCUCUCAUCGUCAUUAUUCAAAGUUAGUGAACUAGGCACGGAUGAACUUGAAACGUUAUUCUACAACCUGCCUUUGGUCAUACAGUUGAUCGAGGAUGACUUGAGUAUGGAGAAUUGCAAUGGCAUAACUGGACUGGUAGUGCCAGAGCAACGAGAUGAAUACCUGGAAAUUGUCACGGAAGGCAGGAAGGUCAUAAACCAUUGGAUCUCCUCGAAAAGCCCGGUUGACGUCCGAAGUGGAGCACCUGUCUCUUCUAUGAUGUGCUCUUUUUGGGAAGACAAAUUAGAGAAACUAGAAGGCAUUUCUCCAAUAGACUACCGAGUCGGAGAGGCUUUCGUAAAGAUCAUGGCGGAAGCCGCUUCGCCGAAUGGAACAAAAUCCUCUGAUGAUCUUAUAAAAAUUUGCAGGGAGGCUCGAAGAGCCAAUACUAUCCGUUCAGCUUCCUGGUUUGCUGUCUGGAGACAUUCAAUAAUUUCCAGUCCGGCUGGGAUACGGCUUUACAAUGAACUCGUGGCAGACUCGACCGGGCUUGAACCAGAAGAUCUACGGAAAGAUGGUCUCAAAAAGCUGGUGUUGCUCAACAUUUUACUUUCAGAAGAUGAAAGUGUCGUGGCGUCUAUUCCAACACAACGACUGGUCUUUCUUGUAAAGCCUCUUAUAAAAUGUCUUCAGUCGGAUAUUGCAUCAGUCGGUCUUCAAGCCGAAAUCAUCAAGACUUUGAUUCUUGUUUUCCCUUGUCUCCAGGAUAUUUAUGGUUCGCAUUGGGAAGAGACAAUGGAGAUCCUCAGCACAUUCUGGAGGAAAGCAAACAGCAGUGACGAAGCUCUACCGUUACUGGCAUCAUCCUUCAGGCUUUUUGCACGUUUGAGGUCAGUAGCAGAUGGUGACAGCAAUGAUGAUCUAAAGGAUGCCUGGUCGGCACAAAAGGCUAGACUGUUCAAGGAUUUGGCAUCCACAUUAAGCAAAUUUGACACUUCAAUCGCUUUCUAUCAACCACGAGACAUAACUGUCGAGCUUUUAUGUCGUCUAAUAGGCACCGCACCGGUUCGGGACCUGGAGAACGUGGGUGAGCUGUUCCCUCUUCUCACCGCGGAUAGUCGGGUAGUUCAACGUGCAGCCUACGGAAUUCUCCAUCGAUAUGUCCCAAGCGUCCAGGAGCAAGUGUCUUUUGACGUUGCGCUGUCGAAGAAUGCAGUCCAUCUACCCGACGAGCUGAUGUCGCUGUUGCUUGAAGCCCCAACAGUCGACUCGGUAUUUACUGCAGAUAAUAAGGAGAAGAUAUGGACGAGAAUAAGGUCUUAUCUUUUGAGCUGGAAGAUUGUGUUUGACCACUUUUCCAACGCGUCUGUCCCUGUGCAAGAAUUCUAUGUGACAGAUAUCAAGGAGUACAAAAUCCUCGAGCCGCUUCUAGAAUUCAUAUUUGAUUUUCUUUUAAAGUCGCAUGAUGGAAAACUAAUCGACGCGUCCAAGUUUGAUGUCCGGUCCUUUGAACCGGAUCAAUCGGCUACAGUUGAGAAAGAGACGCAGUGGCUCCUCGUAAAUUUGUACUAUUUGUCUUUAAGACAUCUGGCCAACCCGACAAAGAGCUGGUGGAUUGACACGAAGAAGCGUAUCAAGGGACCUGUUGAGAGUUGGACUGAAAAAUUCAUCUCACCUUUGGUUAUUGAUGACUCUCUACAGAGUGUCUCUGAGUGGAUAUCAACGCAGGAUUCCAGCGAAGAGCGAGCACUGACGUUGAAGAUUUCUCCAAAGUCGGCAGAGAUCACUGCCAGCAUCCCAGUGGACGAAGAGUCGCCCCCCGUCGCAAUCGGAAUCGUUCUGCCCCCUGCGUACCCGCUCCACCCUGCCCUGGUUGUAAGUCGUAGCCGUGUCUUGGUUGACGAGAGAAAAUGGAAGGGCUGGCUGGUCACUAUUCAGGGCGUGAUCAUGUUUGCCAAUGGCAGUCUGGUGGAUGGAUUGCUUGCAUUCCGGAAGAACGUACAGGGUGCGCUGAAGGGACAGAGUGAGUGUGCCAUCUGCUACUCGGUCAUCUCCACAGAUAUGCAAACGCCGAACAAGAGGUGCGCGACAUGCAAGAACACGUUCCACUCUGUCUGUCUGUACCGGUGGUUCAAGAGCAGUAACCAGAGCACAUGUCCUCUGUGCCGGAACAACUUUGUCUAUGUGUAGGCGCGAUCGCGGUAUUUAUGAUGGGAUGGAGGCGUUUAAUACUUAGGUAGAUGAUGAAAAAGAAAAUUUAUG
Molecule: messenger RNA, 5069 nt
Organism: Monascus purpureus
Lineage: Eukaryota; Fungi; Ascomycota; Eurotiomycetes; Eurotiales; Aspergillaceae
Source: the annotation of a GenBank genome assembly